Messenger RNA from Morone saxatilis (striped sea-bass), 10816 nucleotides. RefSeq names its product neurobeachin a (gene nbeaa). NCBI's taxonomy places the organism in Eukaryota, Metazoa, Chordata, Actinopteri, Moronidae. The coding region runs from base 188 to 9244 and encodes 3018 amino acids. Gene Ontology annotation, molecular function: protein kinase binding. The record is from RefSeq and is a predicted model, not a curated record. Gene Ontology annotation, cellular component: cytosol; membrane. Gene Ontology annotation, biological process: intracellular protein localization. The transcript has 60 exons.
UAUGAAUCCCUACACAUUUUCAGGAGGUUAGGGAGAUUUCAGAUGAUUUUUAAAACCCCGCUCUAACUUGUUGUUUUUUUUUCUUUCCUGCGCAGUGGAUGGUUUUUGUGCGGCACCCGACGCAGCUUGUAGAGCAGGUGUGAGAGACAGCGGCGACCGCUCCUCUCCUCCCUGUUUCCAAGGGGAAAUGUCGAGCGAGAAGCCGGUUUCAGCACCACCGGGCUCUGCUUCUUCGCUCACGGACACAGACCGAGACUCUCAUCCGCCGCCGGGCUCCUCCGCGCAGCCACCGCCGCAGCAGCAGGUCGCCGCGGCCGCUGGCUCCAGCGCCACCGGGGAAAGGAUGGUGUCUGCAGCCGGCUCUAUGGUCCUCCCGGCCGGGGUGAUCAACCCCGCUGUCCCGAUCAGGAAUAUCCAGAUGAAAUUCGCCGUGCUGGUGGGCCUGAUCCAGGUCGGGGAGGUUAGCAACAGGGACAUCGUGGAGACGGUGCUGAACCUGCUGGUGGGCGGCGAGUUUGACCUGGAGAUGAACUUCAUCAUCCAGGAGGCGGAGAGCAUCGGCUGCAUGGUGGACUUGCUGUCCCACUGCGAAGUGACGUGCCAGGCCGAGAUUUGGAGCAUGUUCACCGCCAUCCUCCGCAAGAGCGUGCGCAACCUGCAGACCAGCACCGAGGUCGGCCUCAUCCAGCAGGUGCUGCUCAAGAUGAGCACUGUGGACGACAUGAUCGCAGACCUCCUGGUGGACAUGUUGGGAGUCAUGGCGAGUUACAGCAUCACAGUCAAAGAGCUGAAGCUGCUCUUCAGUAUGCUGAGGGGAGACAAUGGCAUCUGGCCAAGACAUGCUAUCAAGCUCUUGUCGGUGUUGAACCAGAUGCCUCAGAGACAUGGUCCUGAUACCUUCUUCAACUUUCCAGGACGCAGUGCAGCGGCCAUAGCAUUGCCGCCAAUUGCCAAAUGGCCUUACCAGAACGGAUUCACUAUCAACACUUGGUUCAGACAGGAUCCACUCAACAACAUCAACGUGGAUAAAGACAAACCGUACCUCUAUUGUUUUCGCACCAGUAAAGGAAUAGGUUACUCUGCUCACUUUGUUGGAAACUGUCUCAUCGUGACAUCGUUAAAGUCAAAAGGAAAAGGCUUUCAGCACUGUGUGAAAUAUGAUUUUCAACCCCGCAAGUGGUACAUGAUCAGCAUCGUCCACAUCUACAAUCGCUGGAGGAACUCCGAGAUCCGUUGCUAUGUCAACGGUCAACUCGUCUCCUACGGUGAUAUGGCCUGGCACGUCAACACCAAUGAUAGCUAUGACAAGUGUUUCCUGGGUUCAUCAGAGACAGCGGAUGCUAACAGGGUGUUUUGUGGUCAGCUUGGAGCCAUUUAUGUAUUCAGUGAAGCUCUCAACCCAGCUCAAAUCUUUGCCAUUCACCAACUUGGCCCAGGAUACAAGAGCACUUUUAAGUUCAAGUCGGAGAGUGACAUCCACCUGGCUGAGCACCACAAGCAGGUGUUGUAUGAUGGCAAGCUGGCCAGCUCCAUCUCCUUCACCUACAACGCCAAGGCGACGGAUGCUCAACUCUGCCUGGAGUCAUCACCCAGGGAAAACGCCUCCAUCUUCGUCCACUCACCACACGCACUCAUGCUACAGGAUGUGAAGGCCAUCGUUACUCACUCCAUCCACAGUGCCAUCCACUCUAUAGGAGGCAUCCAGGUCCUUUUCCCUCUCUUUGCUCAGCUGGACUACAAACAGCUCAAUGACAGCAGCGUGGACACCACAGUCUGUGCCACUCUGCUGGCGUUCCUGGUGGAGCUGUUGAAGAGCUCAGUGGCCAUGCAGGAGCAAAUGCUGGGAGGGAAGGGCUUCCUGGUGAUUGGAUACCUGCUUGAGAAGUCGUCACGAGUCCACAUUACCAGGGCGGUACUUGAACAGUUCCUGUCUUUUGCCAAGUAUCUGGAUGGUUUACCUCACGGAGCGCCUCUCCUCAAACAGCUCUGUGACCAUGUCCUCUUCAAUGCUGCCAUCUGGAUACACACCCCUGCCAAGGUCCAACUAUCCCUCUACACAUACUUGUCAUCGGAGUUCAUUGGCACCGCCACCAUCUACACCACCAUCCGCCGUGUCGGCACCGUCCUGCAGCUGAUGCACACUCUUAAGUACUACUACUGGGCCAUCAACCCGCUGGAGUGCAGUGGAAUCACCCCCAAAGGUCUUGACGGACCACGGCCAUCCCAAAAGGAGAUCAUCUCGCUCAGAGCCUUCAUGCUUCUCUUCCUCAAACAGCUCAUACUGAAGGACCGGGGCGUGAAGGAGGAUGAGCUACAGAGCAUUCUCAACUACCUUUUGACCAUGCAUGAGGAUGAGAAUAUCCAUGAUGUGCUCCAGCUGCUGGUAGCUCUUAUGUCUGAACACCCAGCGUCCAUGAUCCCUGCAUUUGACCAGAGAAAUGGAAUAAGGGUAAUCUGCAAGCUCCUGGCCUCUAAGAGCGAGAGUAUCCGAGUCCAAGCCCUCAAAGUCCUGGGCUACUUCCUCAAGCACCUUGGUCACAAGAGGAAGGUAGAGAUCAUGCACACGCACAGUCUGUUCACACUGCUGGGGGAGAGGCUGAUGAUGCACACCAACACUGUUUCCAUCACCACUUACAACACUCUGUACGAGAUUCUGACAGAGCAGGUCUGUACUCAGGUGGUUCACAAACCCCACCCUGAGCCCGACUCCACUGUCAAGAUCCAGAAUCCCAUGAUUCUAAAGGUAGUGGCCACCCUGCUGAAGAACUCCUCUCCCAGUGCUGAGCUGAUGGAAGUCAGGAGACUCUUUCUUUCUGACAUGAUAAAACUCUUCAGUAACAGCCGCGAAAACCGUCGCUGCCUGCUGCAGUGCUCUGUGUGGCAGGACUGGAUGUUCUCCCUCGGAUACAUCAACCCCAAGAACCCUGAGGAGCAGAAAAUAACGGAGAUGGUGUACAACAUCUUUAGGAUCCUGCUCUACCAUGCCAUCAAAUACGAAUGGGGAGGGUGGAGAGUCUGGGUUGAUACCCUGUCCAUUGCACACUCCAAGGUGACCUACGAAGCCCAUAAAGAAUACUUGGCAAAGAUGUAUGAAGAGUACCAGCGUCAGGAGGAGGAAAACAUGAAGAAGGGGAAGAAAGGCUCUGUGUCCACCAUCUCUGGGCUCUCCGCCACGCCUGCCCCUGUUGUUAACGGCAACCUGGAGAUAGAUGACAACUCCCAGACGCAGACACCUGAGAGUGAGGCCGAGUACAGCGAGGGAGCUGGCGGAGACUCGCGCAACCUCCUCGCUGAAGGCACUGUGAAGCGACCCAAUGGAGAAGCCCUCACACCUGGGGAGCAGACCGCUGGUCCAGGGGUGAGGGUGGAGGUCCAUGACCUGCUGGUAGACAUUAAAGCAGAGAAAGUAGAGGCCACGGAAGUGAAGUUGGAUGACUUGGACUUGUCUCCAGAAGGCCUUAGUGGGAGUGUAGGUGGAGGAGGUGGGGGAGGAAUAGAAAACGGACCUUUGGUAGAGGUGGAUUCUCUCCUGGACAGUGCUUACUGCGCCGUAGUUCAAAACCUAAAUGGGAAUCUGGCACCAAAAGAUGACACGCCAGGCUCAGGGGUUGGGAUGGGGUCAAGCCUGGGGCUUUCAGGGGUCAACCUGGAGGAUGACGGGAACAUGGGUCCGCUCAUCACAUUGGCUGAUGAGAAGGACAGUGUCCCGAGCAACAACGGAUUUCUCUUCAGCAAGGUUGAUGAGAAGCUUCUUCCAGCACUGGCAGCCACAGACCCACUUGUACUGCCGAGUCCAGACCAACCUACUCCAUCCGGCCCGGUCCCAGCUCACUCCACCACCAGUGCCAGUGAUGACCUCAGCCUGCUAGCCCACAUGACUAGCUGCGGCUCUGAUUUAACACAAACCCAGAGCCACACUUCUGGGGAACUUCCGGAGGAUGGGCCCUUCAAAAUCCAGAGCCCUCUUGCUGACAUCAGCUCCAUUGCUGAGGCUGAGAGCCAAACCCAGAUCCAAGGAGCUUCGAGACCAGAUUUCCCAGAGGGAGAGGGCACAUCCGGGGCAGAGGGGGAGGCUGCAGGUCUUAAAACUGGGGGAGACACAGCCAGCACCACCUCUGAUACAGAGAGGUCGGAUGAUGGGAAAGACAAGGACACAAAGAAGAUCCAGACUACUGCAACCACUCAGGCCCUUCAUGGUCGUACUGCAGCCCAGUUGGAGCGGGACCUACGCGUUGAUCUGGGUUUCAGGGGAAUGCCCAUGACAGAGGAGCAGCGCCGGCAGUUCAGCCCCGGCCCACGCACGACCAUGUUCCGCAUCCCAGAAUUCAAGUGGUCUCCAAUGCACCAGAGGUUGCUCACUGACCUGCUGUUCGCCCUGGAGACUGACGUGCAUGUGUGGAGGAGCCACUCCACUAAGUCAGUGAUGGAUUUUGUGAACAGCAAUGAGAACAUCAUCUUCGUCCACAACACGAUCCACCUCAUUUCUCAGAUGGUGGAUAACAUCAUCAUCGCCUGUGGAGGCAUCCUGCCUCUUCUGUCUGCUGCCACCUCCCCUUCUAAUUCUAAGAGUAGUGCCAACACUACGGAGUUGGAGAACAUCGAGGCGACACAGGGCAUGUCCUCAGAGACAGCGGUCACCUUCCUGUCUCGUCUCAUGGCCAUGGUGGACGUGCUGGUUUUUGCCAGCUCCCUCAACUUCAGCGAGAUUGAAGCAGAGAAGAACAUGUCGUCAGGAGGGCUGAUGAGGCAAUGCCUCCGUCUGGUAUGUUGCGUGGCAGUGAGGAACUGUCUGGAGUGCAGGCAGAGACAGAGAGAUCGGAGCUGCAAGUCCUCCUUAACCAGCAGCAAGUCACAGGACAGCCUCCACAGUGCCUCCACCACCAGCAAGCAGGAUCCAGACAGACUCCUGCAGGAUGUAGACAUCAAUCGUCUUCGAGCUGUGGUUUUCAGAGAUGUGGAUGACAGUAAGCAGGCUCAGUUUCUGGCGCUGGCAGUGGUCUACUUCAUCUCAGUUCUUAUGGUAUCUAAGUACCGGGACAUUUUGGAACCCCAGCGAGAGAUCGGUAGGUCUACCAGCCUAUCAGGGAGAAGCAUCCGCCAUGAAAUCAACUCCCCAACCAGUACAGAGCACCCAUCCACAGCUUUCUCCGACCGUGACAAACAGACCCCCACCCCAGUGGACGACUCUCCGCGGGCCGGCCUCCCCCACACAGACUCAGGCAUCGGAGAGGAGGGCCAUGUCGCAGGAUCCCUGAAUGGCUCGGAGAUGGGUUUGGGGCUCGGCCUCGGCCUGGUGGGGAGAGAGACAGACAGAGACAGAGACAUGGUAGGAGUGGGAGGGGGAGGGGGAGGAGGCACAGAUCUGUUGUGUAGCCUGUCUGAUGUUAGGAGGUCACAGGAGAGCCUUCUGGAUUCUCCGCACAACCCCUGUUCCAACCCCAACUCCAGUCAAGCCCCGCCUUCGUCCAUCUCCAGCAUCAGCCAAACAAACAAAGGCAUCAAUGUUAAGGAGAUCCUGAAGAGCUUGGUGGCGGCUCCAGUUGACGGUGGGGACUUGGGACAGGAGUCUGGACCGACGCCCUAUCACCCAGACCCUGCCCUGAAGACACACCCCAUGCUGCCAAUGCAGUUCCACUCUUUCGACAGGAGCGUUGUGGUUCCAGUCAAAAAGCCGCCACCUGGCAGCCUAUCAGUCAACACAGUGGGCACUCCCACCACUAGUGGAGCUGCCACCGCUGGCAGCACACCCAACAUUUUUGCUGCUGCAACAGCAACACCCAAAAGCAUGAUCAACACUACAGGUGCCACAGAUUCUGCCUCCUCCUCCUCCUCCUCCUCUUCGUCAUUUGUCAACGGUGCGACUAGUAAGAAUCUGCCAGCAGUACAGACGGUGGCACCCAUGCCAGAAGACACUAUGGAGAACAUGAGUGCCUAUUGUGAGGUGGCGCAGUGUGCGCUGCGCAGCGGUCAGACGCCCCCUGAGCUCAAGUCUUUUAGCUCUCUGGCAGGCUUCCAGGCAGCUCCCCGAGAUGCAGGACAGUGUUUUAGCAUCACCACCAAGCUGGAGCGCGCUCUGGAGAAGGUGGCCCCCCUGCUGAGGGAGAUUUUUGUGGACUUUGCCCCCUUCUUGUCUAGGACACUGCUGGGUAGCCAUGGGCAGGAACUGCUCAUAGAAGGUCUGGUGUGCAUGAAGUCUAGCACGUCUGUGGUGGAGCUCGUAAUGCUGCUCUGUUCUCAGGAGUGGCAAAACUCCAUUCAGAAGAACGCCGGACUGGCCUUCAUUGAGCUCAUCAAUGAGGGAAGACUUCUGUGCCAUGCCAUGAAGGAUCAUAUUGUGCGUGUUGCUAAUGAAGCAGAGUUCAUCCUGAACAGACAGAGGGCGGAGGAUGUUCACAAACAUGCUGAAUUUGAGUCUAACUGUGCCCAGUAUGCUGCGGACCGGAGAGAGGAGGAGAAAAUGUGUGACCACCUCAUCAGUGCCGCUAAACACAGAGAUCAUGUGACCGCUAACCAGCUGAAACAGAAGAUCCUCAACAUCCUGACCAAUAAGCAUGGAGCAUGGGGGACAAUGUCACAGAGUCAAUUACACGACUUCUGGCGCCUAGACUACUGGGAGGACGACCUGAGGAGGAGACGGAGAUUUGUGCGAAAUGCCUUUGGAUCCACUCACGCGGAUGUGUCACUCAAAGCUCUCGAGGAUUACGGUACGGAAGAGGAGGAGGAGGGGCUUAAGUCGAAGAAGAAUUUCCGCAGCCAAUCGGUGGUCGCCCAGAACCCAGAGGCGGAGUUAAUGCUGGAGGGAGACGAUGAUGCUGUCAGCCUGCUGCAGGAAAAAGAGAUUGAUAACCUUGCUGGCCCCGUGGUUCUGAGUACUCCAGCUCAGUUGGUAGCUCCAGUGGUGGUGGCUCGAGGCACUCUGUCCAUCACGACUACUGAGAUCUACUUUGAAGUGGAUGAAGAGGAUCCUACAUUCAAGAAUACCGACGCUAAAGUACUGGCCUACUCAGAGGGUCUGCACGGAAAAUGGAUGUUCAGUGAGAUCCGAGCUGUGUUCUCCCGGCGCUACCUGCUGCAGAACACCGGACUAGAGGUUUUCAUGGCCAACAGAACGUCUGUGAUGUUUAACUUCCCUGACCAGGCCACAGUCAAAAGGGUGGUCUACAGUCUCCCACGGGUGGGGGUAGGAACGAGUUACGGCCUGCCACAGGCCAGGCGGAUUUCCUUGGCCACCCCUCGUCAGCUCUUUAAGUCGUCCAACAUGACGCAACGCUGGCAGAGGAGAGAGAUCUCCAACUUUGAGUACCUCAUGUUCCUCAACACUAUUGCAGGGAGGACCUAUAAUGAUUUGAACCAGUACCCUAUCUUCCCCUGGGUCUUGACCAACUAUGACUCAGAGGAGCUCGAUCUCACACUACCUGGAAACUUCAGAGACCUCUCAAAGCCAAUCGGUGCGCUAAAUCCCAAGCGGGCGGCGUUUUACGCAGAACGCUAUGAGACGUGGGAAGACGACGGCACGUCUCCUCACCACUACACAACCCUAUACUCCACUGCUCAUUCAACACUGAUGUGGAUGCUCAGAAUAGAGCCCUUCACCACAUUUUUCCUCAACGCCAAUGACAGCAAGUUUGACCAUCCAGAGAGAUCCUUUUCCGGCAUUGGCUGCUCGUGGAGGAACUGCCAGAGGGACACGGCUGAUGUAAAGGAGCUCAUCCCAGAGUUCUACUACUUGCCUGAGAUGUUUGUCAACAGUAACGAGUAUGAGCUCGGUGUGCGUGAUGAUGGAGUUCCCGUGUGUGACGUGGAGCUUCCUGCCUGGGCCAAGAAACCCGAAGACUUUGUCCGCAUUAACCGGAUGGCGUUGGAGAGCGAGUUCGUGUCAUGCCAGCUUCACCAGUGGAUUGAUCUAAUAUUUGGCUACAAGCAGCGAGGGCCAGAAGCGGUCCGAGCUCUCAACGUGUUCGACUUCUUGUCCUACGAGGGAGCAGUCAACCUAGAUAAUCUAGAUGCUGCGCAACGUGAGGUCAUUGAGACCCAGAUUCAGGCGUGUGGUCAGGUCCCCUCCCAGCUGCUGAUUGAGCCACACCCACCUCGCUCCUCCGCCAUGCAUCUGUGUUUCCUUCCCCAGAGCCCUCUGAUGUUUAAGGAUCAGAUGCAACAGGAUGUCAUCAUGGUGCUCAAGUUCCCCUCCAACUCCCCCGUCACUCACGUUGCAGCCAACACGCUCCCCCACCUCAGCAUACCAGCAGCUGUCACCGUCACAUGUAGCCGACUGUUUGCCGUCAACCGCUGGCACAACACAGUUGGCCUCCGUGGAGCUCCAGGAUACUCCCUAGAACAGGCUCAUCAUCUACCCAUUGAGAUGGACCCUCUCAUAGCAAACAACUCAGGCGUGAACAAGCGUCAGAUCACUGACCUGGUGGACCAGAGCAUCCAAAUCAACACACACUGUUUUGUGGUUACCGCUGACAACCGCUACAUCCUGGUCUGCGGCUUCUGGGACAAGAGCUUCCGUGUUUACUCCACUGAAACUGGAAAACUGACUCAGAUAGUUUUUGGCCACUGGGAUGUAGUGACAUGUUUGGCCAGAUCAGAGUCCUACAUCGGAGGAGACUGCUAUAUCGUGUCAGGCUCCAGAGAUGCCACUCUUCUUCUCUGGUACUGGAGUGGAAGACAUCACAUUAUCGGGGACAACCCUAACAACAGUGACUACCCUGCUCCCAGGGCAGUACUGACAGGACAUGACCACGAGGUGGUGUGUGUGUCUGUCUGUGCAGAGCUGGGAUUGGUCAUCAGCGGAGCUAAAGAGGGCCCGUGCCUGGUCCACACUAUCACAGGAGAUCUGCUUAGGGCCCUGGAGGGGCCAGAGCUGUGUCAGCGGCCCCGUCUCAUCUCAGUGUCCAGUGAAGGCCACUGCAUCAUCUACUACGAGAGAGGCCGCUUCUGCAAUUUCAGCAUAAAUGGAAAACUGUUGGCACAAAUGGAAGUCAACGAUUCCACACGGGCAAUCCUGUUGAGUAGCGAUGGGCAGAACUUGGUGACAGGAGGCGAUAACGGUGUUGUGGAGGUGUGGCAGGCGUGCGACUUCAAACAGCUUUACAUCUACCCAGGCUGUGACGCAGGCAUCCGUGCCAUGGACCUCUCACAUGACCAGAGGACUCUGAUCACUGGCAUGGCGUCCGGCAGCAUUGUGGCGUUCAACAUAGACUUCAACCGCUGGCACUACGAACACCAGAACAGGUACUAAGGUGGACAGCGUGAGGAAGAGGAAAAUGGAGAGAGUAGAGAAGAACAAGAGGGAGAGGAGGUGAUGCAUUCUGCUCUGUAUCUGCAACGCAAGGGAAACUACAGGUACCGAGGGGGAGGAUAAACUAGUUCCGGACCUUAGGCUCUAUUCCCUUGUGAAGUUUACUUGAUUUGAGGAUGCAGCAGCACUGGUGGAAAUAACUUCCUCUGUGCACACGUGUACGUACAAACACGUGUGUAACCACAGACACAUAAUACCCCGAAGAUACACACCAAAACCUGCUAAUAAAAUAGACAGACUGCAGAACGGAGAAAAAGAGCAAGUCAAGCUGACCUUGUAGAGGUCAUCAUACCCGUACCACUCACAGGACUGGUUGCAGUUGCCGCUCCUGGUACGCUUAAUGCUUCACAGACAAAGAACCUGAGUUUUGCUUUCCCUUAUGUCUUUCUUCUUUAUGAAUUUUGUUCUUUACUUUUCGUUUGAGGGGAGUUCUGGGAAUUAUUUGGGUGGACUAUAAAUUAGGACUCCUUCAAUGUGUCUAAACUGAUUAGAAAUGGUCAGAAGUGAACCAGCCCCACCCACUGCUCAAAAACCGGUGCUAUUGGCUUGAUCUUAAAUUCACCCUUGAAAAAUUGCCUGGGGGUUAUGAUUUUGUUUUAUUUUAUCUGGUUUUAUUUUAUUUUAUAAUGUUUAUUUUAUUUUUAUUUUCUUUUACCUGCAGCAGGGUUAAAUCUGAUUUUUAUGUAAAUAAGACUCUGCUUCCGUCAGAGUCUACACGUGUUCUUUCACUACACAAACUGCGCUUAUCACCUUUAAUUUAUUAAUGACUUGCUGUAUGUAAAAUAUUGUGUAAUAAUUAUUAUAAUGUUGACAAGACUGAUGGUAAUAACGGCGGUGUCAAGGAUGGUGAUAAUUUUGCCGGAGAUGGUAUCGAUAAAGAGAUCUUGCCAGUGCCACCAAUGAUGAAAAACACAAGACUGACAUGAUUUCCUUUGUAUAUUUGGUGAUUGUUUUGUCAAAUAUGUACAUAUAGUCUUGGUUCAGGCUUGGUGGAAGACUUAAUCAGCUGAAUAAGACUGAAAGAGCAAAGGAAACCUUCACUUACCCACAUUUGUUGAUUAUUUAAAAAAGAAAAUCAAAUCAAUGUAAAAGUUUGUUUUGUAUUUGCACUUUGCACCAAUCACAUAUCAUUAUUUAUUAGCUUGGUUCUUUCUGGUCGGCUGCCAUUUUGUUUAGGUCCAUUUUCCCUACGGGAUUAUUUGUGCAUUGAUGUUUGUAUUUAAAACGUUGAGCUCAUGUGUGAUUAUUAGGUUUUACAACCUCACAGUUGUAAGCAAUAUCAUGAUUCUGUAGCUGAUAGAGGUGGGAAGGAGGGAGGAGAGGGGAUGUAAUGUGAGAUGUACUGUAUGUGUGAAGCCAUCUUGAUCAAAUGCGCACAUGCACAUACUCUAUCGACAGGUUCAACUUACGUAUCCAAAAAAAGGUUAAAUAUUUUUGGAUCUAUGAAACCCUAAAAACUAUUGUAUUCAUGUUUUAUUGCAAAGAUGUAAAAUAUGACAUGUGUGAGUUGAA